AGCCAAGUAGGAGGAAAUGGUACAGUUGGCUGACUGUUUCAAGAAAACCGGCGACGAGCAUCCCUAUCCGGCAGUUUCAUCGUUCAUCUUCUUCACAGCUUCUUACUCAUCAUUUCUGCAACUGCCACCAAGCAAGAUAAACAUCUCUAGCAAAGGUUCAGCCAUUCACAAAACACACCAACAUUUAGCUACUUAUAAACUAAGCAACACUUGUAUGUUGCAAUUUCUAGAGGUAUCUGUGAAGGGCUCGGAGAUUAACGUUUCAGACAAACGGCUGCAGGAUGGAGACGCAGAUACACGUGCCCGUCGGGUCGCCGGUAAUUAGAAAAAUUCCCAUUUUCGUGGACGAACACAACGUGACGGAGGGGGCGAUGAAGCUCAUUAAGGAGCUGAGACCGGCGUGGGACACCAGCCAUGUCAAGACCAAGCUCUUCACUGAUGGAACCACCAAUAAGCUGGUGGGCUGCUAUGUGGAGGACAGUCCAGAAGAUGUAGUGCUGGUCCGAGUAUAUGGGAACAAGACAGAGCUGAUUGUGGACAGAGACAAUGAGCUCAAAAGCUUUCAGGUGCUACAUGCUAAUGGUUGUGCUCCCCGCCUCUACUGCACCUUUCAAAACGGCAUCUGCUAUGAGUUCAUGCAGGGGGAUGCUCUUGGGACACAGGAUGUCAGGGAUCCUUCCUUACUCAGACUGAUAGCCAAGGAGAUGGCUCGUAUCCAUGCGAUCCAUGCACACAAUGGCUGCAUCCCCAAGCCCAAUCUUUGGAUCAAGAUGCGAAAAUACUUCUCCCUUGUGGCUACGGAGUUCACUGAGCAAGCCUCCAACAUCAGGAUCCAGCAGGAGGUUCCCAGCAAGGCAGUGCUAGAGCAGGAGAUGGUGUGGAUGAAGGAGCAUCUCUCCACACUGGGCUCUCCUGUGGUACUCUGUCACAAUGACCUGCUCUGCAAGAACAUCAUCCACAACAGCAAAGAGGGUCAUGUUCGGUUCAUAGACUAUGAAUAUUCCAGCUACAACUACCAGGCCUUUGACAUCGGCAACCACUUCAACGAAUUUGCAGGUAUGACUGAGCUGGACUAUGGGCUGUACCCCAGUCGGGAGAUGCAAAUGGACUGGCUCAAAGUGUACCUGCAGGCAUACAAACUCUUCACCAAGAAAACAGAGGAGGUCAGCCCAGAAGAGCUGGAGACACUCUAUGUACAGGUCAACAAGUUUGCUCUGGCUUCUCACUUCUUUUGGGGCUUCUGGGCACUCAUCCAGGCCAAAUACUCCACCAUCGAUUUUGACUUCCUUGGGUACGCUGUGCUUCGUUUCAACCAGUACUUCAAGACCAAACCUGCAGUGAUGGCUAUGCAGAUCCCAGAAUGAGAAGGAACAGAGGAAGACAGGAUGAGGAGGGAAGACAGACGGGAGGGUGUACCAGGUUUUAUGCUUGGACUUCCUGUAGGGUGGGAACUCUUCUCUGUGAGCCAACUAUCGAUGGACCACUUCUUGGUCUACUUGGCAUCCUUUUCUUCAACAAGCGCAAUUACUCUUUCAUUCCUCCAAACUUAGCUCCACAUCACAACUCUAGCUCAAGAAUUAUAAAACUUCCAUGGGUUCUCUGUGUGUAUGUGAGUGUAUGCCUGUGUAUGUUCUUAAUUUAUCUUGAUAAACCUGAUGUCUUGCUUUCCCUCUUAGUGCAGCUGAACCAGGCGUAGUGAGCACAGCAGUCCGCAGUCUGGAGUAGAGUUCACUGACUUAAAAUCUGCUUUAUUGUCUGUCACACUGGCACCAAAAUGUUCCACAACGCUGGUAAUGAAGGUCAAAAGAGGGAUGAGACUGUUAAGUACGGUUUGAUGCUGACGUUAACAGACAGUUUGUCUGGUUCUCUGUGACUGUAUCUAUGGCUCAAUGCCAGGGCCUCAUUUCAGUUAGAAACUGACUACAGAGGCCUUUCACCUGGGAUUCCUCACGUUUUGCAUGUGGUGUGAGAUGAGACCAUUCUUCCGCCUGUCUGAAGAUAUUUUGACACUUUAAAUUCUAA
Molecule: messenger RNA, 2022 nt
Organism: Lates calcarifer (barramundi perch)
Lineage: Eukaryota; Metazoa; Chordata; Actinopteri; Centropomidae
Gene: etnk2
Product: ethanolamine kinase 2
Biological process (GO): phosphatidylethanolamine biosynthetic process
Cellular component (GO): cytoplasm
Molecular function (GO): ethanolamine kinase activity
Source: RefSeq, a predicted model, not a curated record